Messenger RNA from Fusarium sp. VM40, 1686 nucleotides. NCBI's taxonomy places the organism in Eukaryota, Fungi, Ascomycota, Sordariomycetes, Hypocreales, Nectriaceae. The record is from the annotation of a GenBank genome assembly.
AUGCGUCGGGAAAGCAUUCAUGAUGUCCAUACUCCAGGUGGAAUGAUGGAGAAGCCACGGGGCUCAGUCUCUAAAGAAGAUGGCCUUGCCCUUGAGCCUACGCGAAGCAUAGAGGAGGUUCAGGCUAUAGAGAUGCAGGAGGGCAAGCAUGGCCAGUUUCAUCGAUCUUUCACCCCUAGACAAGUCCAUAUCAUUGCUCUAGGUUCCAACAUCGGUUCCGGUGUCUUCAUCGCCACUGGCAAAGCUCUAGCUACUGGUGGCCCAGGAAACAUGGUCAUCGCCUAUUUCAUGGUCUGCACCUGUGUCUGGGCUGUUCUACAAUCCCUUUCCGAGAUGACGAUCGCCUUUCCUGUCUCGGGCAACUAUAUCGAUUAUGCGGACCGUUGGGUAGAUCCUGCUUUGGCAUUCGGAGCUGGUUUCGCUGAGUGGCUUGGCUGGACUGCGAUUGUGUCUGCCGAAGCUGGUUUCUUCCACAUUCUGGUAGGAUAUUGGUCUAAUGGUUCCUUUCCUUUGGCCGCAUCCCUCAGCAUCUUCAUGUUCGCUUGCCUCGUUAUCUUCCUCCUCCCAAACACGGUCUUCGCCUGGUUCGAAUAUGUAACAUCUCUGAUCAAGAUCUUCCUCUUCUUGAUUAUCAUUACGCUUUCCUUGGCGUUGGUCCUUGGAGCUGGCCCUAAUGGCUCUGUUCACCAUGGAGAGACAUGGACUGAACUACCAGCAUUCCUGAAUGGCUUCUCGGGAUUCGCCAACUGUGCCCUGCUUGCAACCUGGGCAGUCGGUGAUCAAGUCUUCAUCGGUAUCAUGGGUGGCGAGGCAGAGAGUCCACGCUUCUCCCUUGCACAUGCUACCAAGCUGGUUCCCUUCCGAGUCAACUUCAUCUACAUGAUCAGCGUCGUUUUCAUCACCAUUCUGGUGCCCUCCAACGAUGAGCGUCUCCUUGGCGGAGGCGGUGUUGCUGCAUCGCCUUUCGUUGUCGCGGUCCAAGACUCUGGAAUUCCUGCUAUUGCUUCUAUCCUCAACGCUGGAAUGAUUUGUGGUGUCCUUGCCAUCGCCGCCGAGUCUGUGUAUCUCUCGUCAAGAGUGCUGAGGACAAUGUCUCACCAGGGUCUGAUCUCAACACGUCUUGCUAAGGUUGAUGACAAGGGACGACCUAGACUUGCUUUGAUCAUCACCUCAGUGGUGGCUGUUGUACUUGGAUACAUUCAACUGUCCGCUGGUGGACUUACUGUCCUGAACUGGCUAAUCUCCAUUACAAGUGCAUCCUUCUUCAGCAACUGGAUCAUCAUUUCCUUUACCAACUACAGAUUCCAUUGUGCUCUCAAGGCUCAAAACGACCAGCUCUUCUCCGAGACAUACGCCUGGAAGUCCGAUGCUUGGCCCCUAGCACCAGCUUGGUUGAUGCUUAUCUCUGUCAUGUUGCUGGUCUGCUGUAUCUACUCUGGUAUCAACCCGGUUGGCAGCGCUGGCUUCACCGCCGAGAACUUCUUCCAGUACAUGAUCGGAGUUUUGGUCAUCUUCGGCUUCACUCUUGGAUACAAGCUUAUCUACAGGACACCCUGGAGAGACCCUGCUACUGCUGACUGUCUCACUGGCCGACGACAUCUCAGUGUUGAUGAGAUCAAGCAACUUGAUGAAUACUAUUCCAAGCCCAAGUGGAGACGCUUCCUCACUUAUGUCCAGCUGUGGUAA